Gongylonema pulchrum is the source of this 270-nucleotide messenger RNA. The record is from the annotation of a GenBank genome assembly. NCBI's taxonomy places the organism in Eukaryota, Metazoa, Nematoda, Chromadorea, Rhabditida, Gongylonematidae.
AUGAUCAAAGUGAGAGGUUGGCAGGUUUCGCCAUAUGAAAUCGAAGAAGCAGUCCAAUCGUUGCCGGAAGUGGAAAUAUGCGCCGUGAUUGGUGUGCCCGAUGAAGCCAGUGGCAAAUUCGCGAGCUACAAGCAGCUAAAGGGCGGCAUCGAAUUCAUCAGCAACAUGCCGCUUACUGGCUCAGGCAAAGUAGCGCGUACCGAGCUGCUCAGAAUGCACAAUAAACGAAGGACCAAAUUGGUCGACCCUGCCAAAGGUCAUUUCAAAUGA